AUGGCAUCAAACACUGAGAAGGAAAUUUUAAUAAACAUGGGAGCAUAUUUCGAAGGGAAAUGGCAGGAAGCACACGAGACUUGUGUUGAACGACUGAAUGAUUCCGACCGAAGAUACCUCAGUGAAAUUGAGACUUGCAAUGAUUUCAAAGCCAAGAUUCCAGAGCUGAAGGAUGGUUUCUCGCACAAGUCCAAAGAUGCCAUACUGAAUGACUUAGCCCCUUUUAUCUCUCAAAUGAGAAAUUUCCUGGCACUCUUGGCUGUUUCAACGGGCUCUACCCCGUUACAGACGGCAAUGGUAUGGGGCAUCAUGAGCUUGGUCAUCCAAGGUGCGAGCGGGAUGAAGACCAUUUUUAAGGAGACUAUUGAAAUGCUAGAUAUGUUGAGCCACGACCUCGAGAUUCUCGAAAUUCACGAAGGUGCAUUCAAGGAUAACCCUCGCAUGGGUCAAGACUUGGUGGGUAUCUUCGUGGAGAUCAUACAGUUCUGGACAUCUGCUAUUCAUUUUCUACGUCGAAAUACUUUUCAGUCGGCCGCGAUGCGAUUUUGGCCCAGUGUCAAACAGGAUUUUGAAAGAAGUAGCAGAAGGAUCAGACAAAGCUGCUAUCGCGUGAAAGAUAAAGCAAGCGCCAUCAGAGCUGAGCAGCUUCCAGCCCGAAUCCUUCAAGCGAUGGAUUUGUAUGACGAAGAAACAUCAUCCACCCACGUAUCGGCCAAGGAGGGCAACCCGUCCGAUUACCCAUGCUAUGAUAUCCCUUUUGCAAGGAACGGAAGUUUUCGAGGACGCCAAGCAGAGCUUGACUUAGUAAUAUCUCAUUUGACGCCUGACACGUCUGGCCAUAACGUUAAAAGCUUUGCUCUCUGGGGAACUGGAGGUGUUGGAAAAACUCAAAUUGCUUUAGAGUUUGCAUACAAACGAAAGGAUGAAGCAAAGGAGUCAAUAUUUUGGGUCGAUUGUGAGACGGGAAUGUCAAUUGCAAAAAGCUUCACGAAAAUAGCGAACGCUCUGAAGCUAGAGGGUGUGAUCGAGGACGAAAAUUCGGACAAAAACCGACUGCUGGUUCUGAACUGGUUUCGAAGCACAGGUGAAUCCUGGCUGCUGAUCUUGGAUAAUGUCGAGGACGACGAGCUUGCAAGACAAUGCUGGCCGAUUGCACAUAAUAGCCACGGUUCAAUUUUGGCUACCUCAAGGAACAGCUUGAUUGCAUUCGAUCCAGCUGCAGGGGGUGUUCAGAUCAAGGAAUUCACAGACAGGCAAGGGGCUGAGAUGCUCCAGUAUUUUGCUGGCAGAUCGUCAUACUCCGACAAAGAGCGGGAAGCUGCUGAGGCUCUCUCAAAGUUGCUUGGCGGUCUAGGGCUUGCCUUGGCCGUCAUGGCUGCGCAGGUUCGAAUAAGACGAAUGAGCUUCCAAGGGUUCCUUGGUUUCUAUCAAAGAUAUGCCGCGGAUCUCCAUAAGAACGGACAAGGGGUUAAGUCUCAUUAUCGCGGCUCCUUACACACAUGCUGGGUCACUGCCUUCGAAAACCUCAGUCAAAAUGCGUUGGCAAUUCAGAGUGUCCUUGCCGUUACCGCCCCAACUAAUAUUUCUCAGGAGAUCUUUGAGCCCAAGAAGAGAGAAACACUUCCCAAGCUAUUGGAAUUUUGCGCGAACGAGCUAGAGCGUGAGGACGCUCUAUCCGAGCUUUUAAACAUGUCUUUGAUCAAUAGAGAGCCCGAUACCCAGUUGCUUUCCGUUCACAGAUUGAUACAAUUUGAAUUCCGAGACUAUAUAGGUGCCGAUGGACGACAAAAAGCUUUCACCACAGCUGCUGAGCAACUGUACAGCAAGUUUCCCAAGCAGAUAAACGGCGUUUCUCUGCGCAACGAAAAUGAGGAAUGCAAAAAGUAUGCGCAGCAUGUUCUCUCGCUGUGUGCUCACUGGCAGUUUUAUCAAUUUCCAUUGGAAAAGCCCGGCAACUUUGAUUCCUUUACAAGACUGCUUACAAAUUGUGCUUGGUUUCUGCUGGAAGCUGGAGCGUGGAGUGAAGAGAUUGAACUUAUGCAAACUGCUUUCGAAGUUUGUGAAGAUAAGGAUGGACUCGAAUAUGCUCAUCUGUGCAAUACACAUAGUUGUGUUCAGGUUGAAAGAGGCAAAGCAGAUGAGGCAUCUCGUCUUCUGAACAAAGCCAUUCAGAUUCGGUCGAAGCUCCUUGGAGAAAACCACGUUGAGACAGCUCACUCUUAUUGCAAUUACGGAAACGCAGUCCAACAGGCCUACGAGACCCCAAACUCGAUCCAAGAAGCAUUGAGCUAUUACCAGAAAGCCAUGGAAAUUGAUAAGCUACUUCCACCAGAAGAAGUUAUCAAGUUCUCAUACGCAAGAUUUCUCAAUGCCAGUCGAGCUUACCGCUUACUCAAGCAGUACGACGUGGGCUUGAAUUAUGUCGAUCUGGCUGCUAAAAGUGUUCUUCAUAUGUUUGGCCCAGACAGCCAUUUUGGGGCAACUUUGCGUGUGCACAAGGCCAACAUCCUUUUCGAUCAAGGCAAUACUGGCGAAGCCGAAAAACUCUGGCGAGAGGCAUUUGUCAUAUUUAAAAGAGAAAACAAUGCCCACCCUGCCACAAUUUCGGUACACCUUAAGCUGGCAUGCCUUGAAAUGAGACGCGGCGAAGUUGACAGCGCAAUAAACGCUCUUCAGAAGCUACUGCUUACUUGCGAGUUGCGUGAGAAAGCCAAAGGGGACAGAGGCGAGAUAGCUCGGGUUACUCGGCGAUUGGCAGAAGCCCAUGAAUUGAAAGGAGAGCUUGCUGAAGCGACCCGGCUAAAAUUGGAGGCCGAGGCAAUACGUCAUGAUAUUCAGAAGGAUCGGGCGUGGCAGCUUCCAGAUGAAGAAAGAUCCUAUGAUAUUCUUGUUUGGAAUGAGUACUGGUGA
Penicillium malachiteum is the source of this 2910-nucleotide messenger RNA. Its product is annotated as Tetratricopeptide-like helical. The record is from RefSeq and is a predicted model, not a curated record. The transcript has 9 exons. Gene Ontology annotation, molecular function: ADP binding; protein binding. The coding region runs from base 1 to 2910 and encodes 969 amino acids. Lineage: Eukaryota; Fungi; Ascomycota; Eurotiomycetes; Eurotiales; Aspergillaceae.